Ruditapes philippinarum (Manila clam) is the source of this 1682-nucleotide messenger RNA. RefSeq lists its product as uncharacterized. The record is from RefSeq and is a predicted model, not a curated record. Lineage: Eukaryota; Metazoa; Mollusca; Bivalvia; Venerida; Veneridae. The transcript is spliced from 4 exons. The coding region runs from base 76 to 1350 and encodes 424 amino acids.
AGAAAAUAAGUUUAUUUUUGUAUUUAAGGUAUGUAAGUUAGACAUGCAUGUUAUAUCGAUAUAUUUGUCGUAAAAAUGCACCUUGGAUUUUAUAUAAACAAUUCUCUGGGAGAAGUGACUAAGACAUGUACAGAGGAUGAAAUUGCCAAGAUACUGCAGAUACAUUCUAUGAACAUUUCCAUUUAUUUUGUCAUGACAUUCUCAGCUGUGGCAGUUUUCUUGGGGAGCAAAAUAAUACUUAAUAAAAUCCGCAGGAAUAAUGCACAAUUGUCAGUUAUAAUUGUAGGAGCUGGACCUAUAGGUUUGACAUCAGCCCUUGUCGCCGUUCAUUGUAAACGAGUAAAGAAAUUGGUGCUAUAUGAAGAACAGAGUAAAUCUAAUGUUGAAAAGCGGACGUAUCAAAUUGCAUUACAAAGUGCUCAAGUGUCUUUUCUCCGGCGUUAUGGGGUAGAUUUUGAUAAUUUGGAAGGUUUAUGGCAUGAAGGGUGCUUUUAUACACGCGUUGGAAUUUACUUGGAAUAUAUUAUACACAUACUGCCGCUUUAUUCUAAAGAAAUCACGAUGCAUUUUGGAACUAAGUUUGCUCGUGAAAAAAGAGACGAUAUAGACAAUAUCCCAGGUCGUAAAUUGGUUAUAUGUUGUGAUGGGUCUACAGGUCUUGCUUCACAUACAUUAGGACUCAGUGAUGAAUGUGUCAUUCAUUCUAGUGGAAUAUUUGGAGCUGUGGCUGCAGUUGAAAGAAACAAUGAAACUUUAGUACCAAGACCAGAGAAGCGUAUUCACAAUCUUUCUUUUGACUUAUCUGCAUAUAUUUCUUCUGCAUUUGAGGAGAAUGGGAGUUCUAAAUUCACUUUAAAACUAUUUGGAAAUUCCAGGUGUAGAUAUAUGGCAUUAGCUGUAAAUAAAUGCGACUCUAAUAUUGUCAGGGCAUUGAAAACAGUAUUAGAUAAGUCAAUGAUGAGGAAUAUAUUUUUAAAAUGUUACAACAUAUAUAAACGAUCAGACGAGGCGAGUAUCAGUGACUCGUAUUGUCUUAACAACAUGAAGUUUAGUCCGAGAUUAUACGAGAUCAAGUUAUCACAAAGAAUGGAAAAUGUCGCUUAUAUAUCUGACUGUGAUCUCUUUAUAAUAACCGAGGGUGAAGCAUCCAUGUCAUAUAACUAUAACACAGGAAUGGACAUUAACCUUGGUGUGAAAGGGUUAUCUAGCCUGCAGCCGUUUAUAGAGAUGGUAACACUAGCCGAAACAGAAUAUUCCAUCAUGCAAGCUCUUGUUUUUAAAAUGGAACAUUCCGAAAAAAUAUGUAGGGAGUCUUUAAAAUAUGGUUUAAAGGAGUAUUUGUUAUUAUGACGUGUAAAACGUUACUUUAUUCACCAGUUUUCAUUUUUAUAUGGACUCAUACCAUAGCUUCCGUUCUAAAGUCAAUACAAUAUGAAAGUGUUGGCAAUUGUUUCUUGAGGUUUAGUUUUCCUAUCGAGAUAAAUAGCACCCAGUUAUUUACUUUCAAUCGUUAUUUUACAUUGUAUGUUUGCCCCUCCGUAUUUUGGAGAUCAAUCAGCGUAACUGGCAGUACGGAUCCGUAUCAAUUAACAAAAGGCAAUGAAGGCAGAAUAAUGUAAUGUCAAUAACCUACUCCCGAACAGUUUUUGAUAAAUAUUAAACAAACGUCAAGGAAAGGUUUA